Ictidomys tridecemlineatus (thirteen-lined ground squirrel) is the source of this 2568-nucleotide messenger RNA. The record is from RefSeq and is a predicted model, not a curated record. Lineage: Eukaryota; Metazoa; Chordata; Mammalia; Rodentia; Sciuridae.
UUUCAGUUCCCUUAGUGUCUGUGGUCCUUAAGACACUAAUAGUAUACUUUUGCAGUGGCCAGCAACGCUCCCGACGUGGGCCCGUGGUGUUCACUUCACUGUUGAUGGAAGGAAGAGGGCGUCUGCUAAAGUUUCAGAAUCGAUUUCUACUCAGUACCCAGUGGUGGAUCAUGAAUUUGAUGCAGUGGUGGUAGGUGCUGGCGGGGCAGGCUUGCGAGCCGCAUUUGGCCUUUCUGAGGCAGGGUUUAAUACCGCAUGCCUUACGAAGCUCUUUCCUACCCGGUCACACACUGUCGCAGCACAGGGGGGAAUCAAUGCUGCGCUGGGGAACAUGGAGGAGGACAAUUGGAGGUGGCAUUUCUACGACACUGUGAAGGGCUCUGACUGGCUGGGGGACCAGGAUGCCAUCCAUUACAUGACGGAGCAGGCCCCUGCCUCCGUGGUCGAGCUAGAGAAUUACGGCAUGCCAUUUAGCAGAACAGAAGAUGGAAGGAUUUAUCAGCGUGCAUUUGGUGGACAGAGUCUCAAGUUUGGGAAAGGUGGGCAGGCCCAUCGGUGCUGCUGCGUAGCUGAUCGGACCGGCCACUCACUCCUGCACACCUUAUAUGGAAGGUCUUUGCGCUACGACACCAGCUACUUUGUGGAGUACUUUGCCCUGGACCUCCUGAUGGAGAGCGGGGAGUGCCGUGGAGUCAUCGCACUAUGCAUAGAGGAUGGAUCCAUACAUCGCAUUCGUGCGAAGAACACUGUCAUUGCCACUGGGGGUUACGGGCGGACCUACUUCAGCUGCACGUCUGCCCACACGAGCACUGGGGAUGGUACGGCCAUGAUCACCAGGGCUGGUCUUCCCUGCCAGGACUUGGAGUUUGUGCAGUUCCACCCCACAGGCAUAUAUGGCGCUGGCUGUCUCAUUACUGAAGGAUGCCGGGGAGAGGGAGGCAUCCUCAUUAACAGUCAGGGCGAGAGGUUCAUGGAGAGGUACGCCCCUGUCGCGAAGGACCUGGCAUCCAGGGACGUGGUGUCUCGGUCCAUGACUCUGGAGAUCCGUGAAGGAAGAGGCUGUGGCCCCGAGAAGGACCACGUCUACCUGCAGUUGCACCAUCUGCCCCCUGAGCAGCUGGCCAUGCGCUUGCCUGGCAUUUCAGAGACAGCCAUGAUCUUCGCCGGUGUGGAUGUCACCAAGGAGCCAAUUCCUGUACUCCCUACUGUGCAUUACAACAUGGGUGGGAUUCCCACCAACUACAAGGGACAGGUGCUGAAACAUGUGAAUGGCCAGGAUCAGAUUGUGCCCGGCCUGUAUGCCUGUGGGGAGGCUGCCUGCGCCUCAGUGCACGGCGCCAACCGGCUUGGGGCAAACUCCCUCUUGGACCUGGUGGUCUUUGGCCGGGCCUGUGCCCUGAGCAUCGCACAGUCUUGUAGGCCUGGAGAUAAAGUUCCUCCAAUCAAACCAAAUGCUGGGGAAGAAUCUGUCUCAAAUCUAGACAGGUUGAGAUUUGCUGACGGGAGCAUAAGAACCUCGGAGCUGCGCCUUAGCAUGCAGAAGUCCAUGCAGAGUCAUGCUGCAGUGUUCCGUGUGGGAAGCGUGUUGCAGGAAGGCUGUGAGAAGAUCAGCCAGCUUUACGGAGACCUGAAGCACUUGAAGACAUUUGACAGGGGAGUGGUCUGGAACACGGAUCUGGUGGAGACGCUAGAGCUGCAGAACCUGAUGCUGUGCGCUCUGCAGACCAUCUAUGGGGCAGAGGCACGGAAGGAGUCACGUGGUGCUCAUGCCAGGGAAGAUUACAAGGUGCGGAUUGAUGAAUAUGAUUACUCCAAGCCCAUUGAGGGGCAGCAGAAGAAGCCAUUCGGGGAGCAUUGGAGGAAGCACACUCUUUCAUACGUGGAUGUCAAGACUGGAAAGGUCACUCUGGAGUACAGACCUGUCAUCGACAAGACUUUGAAUGAGGCUGACUGCGCCACUGUUCCCCCUGCCAUUCGCUCCUACUGACUGAACCUAGGGUCGCAGAGGUGGCUUCUGUCGCCAUGUGUCACAGCUUGCGCAGCUGCUCCUAUUGAACCUGUCUCGGUAGAUGGUAGAGUCUGUGCUCAUGAACAAGCAAUACGCUUCGCAGAUGUCAUCAGUCCCCUGGCUAGCAGCUUGUAAGGACUCAGCAUGAGGGACAGCUCUGCCUGUCUUUAUCCCUUGCUUUAUCAUCCUGGGCACAAUCAAAACAAAAUGAGCAACCCUUCUUUAUAUUUCCAAACCCAUUUAAAACCUGUACUGUUUGACUGUAGGCAUAUGUAAUUUAGCAAAUGUAAUUAUCUUAUUAUUCUGUCACAUCAAAAUCCAGAAAUUCUGUUGUGUAUUUUUAAGUAAAGAAGAAUUUUCAUUCCUGACAGUAAAGAAAGAGAACUUCUCCUUGUUCUUGUCCAGUAGUUCAGGAGGUGAACUUCUGAAGAACUGGAGCGACUAAACCCUGAAUGAGACUGAUGGAGUAAAUGGGUUUCCUUUUAAGUCUGUUCUCUUUAAAGGUACAACUCAUUUUAAAUAUGAAUCCAUUAUUUAUAAAAUUCUUCCCUAAAAAGUUA